This is a messenger RNA of Pistacia vera, 1289 nucleotides long. RefSeq names its product hemolysin A. The transcript is spliced from 9 exons. Gene Ontology annotation, molecular function: methyltransferase activity; RNA binding. Gene Ontology annotation, biological process: methylation. NCBI's taxonomy places the organism in Eukaryota, Viridiplantae, Streptophyta, Magnoliopsida, Sapindales, Anacardiaceae. The record is from RefSeq and is a predicted model, not a curated record. Bases 56 to 985 code for a protein of 309 amino acids.
UUAUCAGCUUCUGAAACUGUUUCACUGCACUCUCAAAGAAGACUUCAUCAAAUUAAUGGCACUGCAAACUCUGAAGCUCCCCACAAUCUCUCGCAGUUGCAACACUUCAAGCUUGUUGUUCUUCUCCAACUCCAACUCCAUCUCUCAUACUCUUCUUGGAAGAUGGCUGAAAGGCCAAAGACAAAACCCCAUCAGAAGGUUUGCUGUUGCUAAGUCACAAAAGAUUCAAAUACCCAAAAAGAAAAGGAGGCUUGAUGAGGUUUGUCUUGAAAGGUUUCAGCAAUAUAGUCGAACUUACAUACAGUCUUGGAUUUUACAAGGUAAAGUUUUUGUAGAUGGAAAAGUGGUGAACAAAGCUGGAACACCAAUCUCUGAUAAGGCAAUUGUACAAAUAAAUGCUGAAGUGCCAAAAUACGUAUGUAGAGCAGGACAUAAGUUGGAAGCUGCCAUUGAGCAGCUGGAUGUUGAUGUCAAUGGAAAAGUAGCACUUGAUUCAGGACUGUCCACUGGAGGAUUCACUGACUGUCUACUUCAGUAUGGUGCAUCAUUUGUUUAUGGAGUUGAUGUAGGUUAUGGACAGGUAGCUGACAAAAUUCGCCGAAAUGAACAUGUUUGUGUAAUAGAACGAACAAACUUAAGAUACCUCUCUACACUCCCACAAAGAGUUAAUUUGGUGACUUUGGACCUUUCAUUCAUUUCUAUUCUCACGGUCAUGCCAGCGGUGGUAAAUUUGAUGACAGAAGAGGCAACUUUGGUUACCUUGGUCAAACCUCAAUUUGAAGCUCGCAGAUCACAAGUAGGAGGUGGUGGGAUUGUGAGAGAUCCUUUAGUCCAUCAGGAGGUUCUUGAAAAGAUCAUAAAGGGGGUAGAGAAUUUUGGAUUUCUAAGUAAAGGGUGGAUUGAGUCUCCUCUAAAAGGUGCAGAGGGUAAUACAGAAUUUCUAGUUUGCUUUAGACGGAUCACUAAGAAACAGGCAGAGGAAUAAACCAUUUAAGAAAUGAGCUUGGGUGCCGGGCUAUGAACCCCUUGAUUAGGGAUAUAUCAAAAUUCAAGAUUCUAUAUGCAGUGCAAUUGCAUUCAAUCAGGAGAAAGUUUUUGUUGCAUAUGAAUAUGAUUUGUAUAUUGCUCCUAUGUAUAAGUGAGCCAUUGUGAUUUUUUUCUCCCAAAGUUCAGAAGAAAACAAAUAGUUAAUACCACAGAAUUACUUGGGAGAAGUAGCCGCUAAUAUUCUGUUUGUUUCAUUUGUCUCCAUGUUUUUGACAUUUCCAGCAUACUUAAUCUGAAUUAUU